CAAUCCGUCAUUACUGUCAAAAGUAUCAAAAAUGGCGGCGGACGGUGACGAAGUGAUAAGUGAUCAAGAAAAAGUUAGAAUUGUUUCGGAUUUUAUUCUUCAUUCUCCACCAGGAGAAUUCAAUGAAGUUUUCAACGAUGUAAGAGUCCUUCUAAAUAAUGAUACCCUUCUUAAAGAAGGCGCCAGCGGUGCUUUUGCGCAAUACAACAAGGAUCAGCUCACGCCCGUUCGCCUCGAAGGCUCGGAACUCCAUACUCUAAUAACCGACCACAACGAGCUCGGUGGAGGCAGAUUCUUUGAUCCACGUUCAAAACGAUUAUUUAAGUAUGAUCAUUUGCGUAAAGAAGCAUCGGAAUAUGAACCAUAUGAACCGGACAGAGUGGCGGAGCCCUGGCGUUCUGCGCUCGAUGACGAACUGACAGCGUACGUGGCGGCGCACUAUAAACACGGUGCCAGUUUAGUGGUCGGGCGAGCUCUCGAGUCUGGCGCUGUGUCACUCGUCGCGUGUAUUGAAGAUCACCAAUUCCAGCCCAAGAAUUACUGGAAUGGCCGAUGGCGUUCAGUGUGGUCGGUGACCAUAGGUGCCGGACCUGCCGAGCUCCGGGGAAUGCUUCGUGUACAGGUGCAUUAUUACGAAGAUGGAAACGUUCAGUUGGUUAGCUCCAAAGAGAUUCGCGCGCCCUUAGUUGCCACUGGAGAGGUAGCAACUGCUAAAGAGUUCGUGCGAUUAGUGCGCGAUGCCGAAAAUGCGUAUCAAACUGCAAUUUCUGAUAACUACAAGACUAUGAGCGAUACAACCUUCAAGGCGCUCCGGCGACAACUGCCCGUGACCCGGAGCAAGAUUGACUGGGCUCGGCUUGUCUCCUACACGAUCGGGAAGGAGCUCAAGAGCCAAUGAUGUCCCGCCGCUGCGCUCUGAGCCGCAGCGGCUGCUCCACGCCUGUGUACAUAUAUGCGUAAGAAUAAAUCUUGUUCAAAUGUUUACGGGCACCGGGAUGUCCUUUCCCGGCGCGUAUUUAUCUAUGAGUAUAUAGAGAAAUCGCUAUCGUAACUGUUAAAUUUUAUUGCAUUUUGUUACUAUCAAUAUGGAUGUUCAUUGACUGGUGUCAAUCACUCGGAAGUGGCCAAUUUGGACUUCUCUUUGUUUGCAAAGAGAUGUUGAAUCAACGAGUCAUGUCCAUUUUUGUCAGUAGCAUUGAGUUUACAGGAUAAUGUUGUACUUAGGUGUGGACCCGCGCUAGUGCGGUAUCUGAUUCUAGGUCUGUAGGAACUCCUGACUGAAACAUCAUGUAUGAAUAUUUAAUUUAUUCGCUUUCCGGAAUGGUUGGUUGUUGUGUGAGCAAUACAUUUCCAAAACAGUUUCCUACCUAUCCAUGUCAAUUAAAAUGUUAUAACAAUAAUGUUGCACACACGGAAAAACUGAAAAUCUGUUGUUGAUUGAUAUAAUACUGUAAUGUUCUGUAUCCAUCGGGUUCUUAUAUUUUAUAUAAUCAGUAUUAAUUUCCUUGAUAUUGCUUGCAUAACCGUGUUAUGUGAAAAUUGAUCAGAAUUGUGUAAGGGAGAGAUCCCAAUGGUGCAUUUAAAGUAUAGUUAAUUUAACUAAUUGUCCACGUAGCUUUAAUGCAGCAUUUAAGAGCAUAUAUAGCACAAUUUAUUCAAUAUUUUUCAAUUUACAAAAAAUAAAGUGUAGAGUUGCUCAAGUAUAACACAGGGGAGAAAAGUGAAACGAAAUUAGAAAAUAUAUUGUCCAUACUCUAUGGCUUGAGUGUCAUUUGAAGGCAUAACUUUUUUUUUAUAAUAAUGUAACAAUUAUAACUUCAAUAAGGUUUAUUUUGUAAUUAUUAUAAUUAUUUUUAAUAAACAACGUACAUUCAACCCAAGUAUUCUGUAUUGAUAUAUGUACGAUUGAAUUCAUUUCAAUAAAAAUAUAUAUUAAAAUGUUGCUAACAA
Molecule: messenger RNA, 1950 nt
Organism: Plodia interpunctella (Indianmeal moth)
Lineage: Eukaryota; Metazoa; Arthropoda; Insecta; Lepidoptera; Pyralidae
Gene: cpa
Product: capping protein alpha
Exons: 1
Coding region: 32-898 (288 amino acids)
Biological process (GO): actin cytoskeleton organization; barbed-end actin filament capping
Cellular component (GO): F-actin capping protein complex; actin cortical patch
Molecular function (GO): actin filament binding
Source: RefSeq, a predicted model, not a curated record